ACAGAUAGAAUGUUGCCCCCUUACGUCUUAUAUCAUAAAGAAGAGAAAACUAACCAUGAGAGCAUUCCUGUUGGUCGUCGUGCUUCUAGCCACCAUACCCACAUUUUCCCAUGCAGACUCCAUCCCCAACCAAAUCCACAGUCUGCGGCCGCACACCGCCGGCGGCGGCCACCACAUCCCCGGCGUCAACUGCCUGAGCUGGCGGCUCGGCGUCGAGGCCAACAACAUCCGUGACUGGGCAAUGGUCCCCCAGCAAUGCGAAGAAUACGUCGGCCACUACAUGCUCGGCCACCAGUACCGCGACGACUGCAUCGCCGUCGCCAUCUCCGCCGUCCAGUACGCCAAGAACGCCACGCUGGCCCACGACGGCAAGGACAUUUGGGUGUUCGACAUCGAGGAGACCACCCUCUCCAACCUCCCCUACUACGCCCGCUCCGACGUCGCCUUCGGGGCAACAGCAUAUAACGCCACCAAGUUUGAUGCAUGGGUUAGUGAAGGAACGGCACCGGCGGUGCCCGGAGGCGUGCGUUUGUACAGAACGCUGGUGUCUCUGGGUAUUAAGCCCGUCUUCCUCUCCGGCACAAAGCAACAGUUCAGAAAAGUGAGAAUCGCCAAUCUCAAGAAAACCGGUUAUAGCCACUGGGAGAAGCUCAUCCUAAAGGGAGCAAAUGACACGAGGACAGCAGUGGAGUACAAGUCAAAGAAGAGGACGGAGCUGGUGAAGAAAGGGUACAGAAUCAUCGGAAACAUCGGCGACCAGUGGAGCGAUUUGCUUGGGGAUAACGCCGGAGCGCGUACUUUCAAGUUGCCGGAUCCUAUGUACUACAUUGCUUGAUGAGUAGUUUCGAUAAGAUUAAUAAAUAAGAUUAGCCUGUUAGUUCUGUAGUUCAGAGGCUGCAGAUUAAGGCCUAGUUUGCAUUUCCUAUUAAGUUCAUUUGAAUUUGUUUAAUAUUUGUUUGUAUUUUCUUUGCA
Ipomoea nil (Japanese morning glory) is the source of this 972-nucleotide messenger RNA. RefSeq names its product acid phosphatase 1-like. The record is from RefSeq and is a predicted model, not a curated record. NCBI's taxonomy places the organism in Eukaryota, Viridiplantae, Streptophyta, Magnoliopsida, Solanales, Convolvulaceae. The transcript has 3 exons. Gene Ontology annotation, molecular function: acid phosphatase activity. Bases 56 to 835 code for a protein of 259 amino acids.